This is a messenger RNA of Oxyura jamaicensis (ruddy duck), 598 nucleotides long. RefSeq names its product eukaryotic translation initiation factor 4E-binding protein 2-like. The record is from RefSeq and is a predicted model, not a curated record. NCBI's taxonomy places the organism in Eukaryota, Metazoa, Chordata, Aves, Anseriformes, Anatidae. The transcript has 3 exons. Gene Ontology annotation, biological process: negative regulation of translational initiation. Gene Ontology annotation, molecular function: eukaryotic initiation factor 4E binding. Gene Ontology annotation, cellular component: cytoplasm. Bases 48 to 401 code for a protein of 117 amino acids.
GGCCCCGCCCCGCGGUGGCGCCGCCCCGGGGACAAUAGCGCGGGGCCAUGGCGUCCGCCGGCGGCCGCCCGCCCAGCCAGAGCCGCGCCAUCCCCACGCGCACCGUGGCCCUGAGCGACGCCACGCAGCUGCCCCCCGCCCACUGCACCCCCGCCGGCGGCUCCCUCCCCGCCCCGGCGUGGGGAGGUACCCGCAUCAUCUACGACCGCAAGUUCCUGCUGGACCGCCGCAACUCGCCCAUGGCGCAGACGCCGCCGUGCCACCUCCCCGACAUCCCCGGCGUCACCAGCCCCGGCGCCGCCGACGAGCCCAAAGCGGAGGCCGGCAGCAGCAGCAGCCUGAGCAAUCACGACGGGAAGCCGCCCGCGGGGGACGACGCGCAGUUCGAGAUGGACAUCUGACCGGGCGCCCUCCUGCUCUCCUUCGCCGCUUCCCACUUGUUUUUUUUUUUUUUCCUCCCGUUUUAUUUUUUUCGUGUGUUUUUGUUUGUUUGGUUUUUUUUUUUUGCCACGUCGCCUCCAGCUCCCAUACACCUGCCCCCUUCCCAAAACUCGUUUUAAGGAACAACGCCUGGAAAUCGAGGGUUUGUUUUUUUGUU